CCCAUACUUUGAAUUCAGACCGUAAUUCGAGGAACGAAGGCGGGCGACUAGACGAAUUUUCUAUAGGUAUUUGUGCGGGCGGGAGAUUUUGGUGUUUGGGUAUCCAGUGAAUGAAGGGCGGUGAUCAGCAGCUGAACUUGCCGGCGGGGUUCAGAUUCCAUCCGACGGACGAGGAGCUGGUCGUGCAUUAUCUCUGCCGCAAGUGCGUCGGGAAGUCGAUUGGCGUUCCUGUCGUAGCGGAGAUCGAUCUCUACAAAUUCGAUCCGUGGGAGCUUCCUGGGAAGGCGGUGUACGGUGAGAAGGAGUGGUAUUUCUUCUCUCCGAGAGACCGGAAGUAUCCAAACGGUUCACGGCCGAACCGGGCGGCGGGAACCGGAUACUGGAAGGCUACCGGAGCCGAUAAGGCGGUGGGGAAGCCAAAGACUCUGGGGAUAAAAAAGGCAUUGGUUUUUUAUGCUGGAAAAGCUCCAACAGGAAUCAAAACCAAUUGGAUUAUGCACGAGUACCGCCUGGCUAAUGUGGAUAGAUCUGCUGCCAAGAAAAACAACUUGAGGCUCGAUGAUUGGGUGUUGUGUCGGAUAUACAACAAGAAAGGAACUCUUGAGAAGUAUAACAAUGUCGAUCGAAAGGAGUUGCACUUAUCAGACAUCAUCCAUGAACAAAAACCAAAGGUGGAAUUGUUUCCGGAUAAUGGGAUGGCGCCAAGGCAGCAGACGCCUCAAAUGGGGAACGGCUACCUGCAUUGCGGCGCAUCUGACUCGCUCCCAAAAUUUUACGUGGACUCGAAUAGCUCCAAGCACGGAUUGUCGCCGGAGUUUAUGGAUAAGGAAGUCCAGAGUGAGCCCCAGUGGAGCGAGUACGGAAGCUCUUUGGAUUUUGAGCUCAACUGCUUGGAUGCUUUUCAAGGUGCCUAUGGUGAUGAAUUCUCGAUAUUUCAGGACAUGUUUUCUUACACGGAGAAACCAUUCUAACAGCCUCAUCAAACACUCUAUGUCGGGAUUCUUUUCAGUAGUUCGAACCAGAAACCUUAGCCGUUGCCCAAAUUUGUGGGGAUCGGCUGCACUGCGACGAUGUUCGAACCCUUAUAUGUAUUGGAUUUAUUCUUUCCAUUGUAUGGCUGGAUUAGACGAUGGAAUAAGAUUCCUUGCGGGAAAUUAUGUGUGUCAA
Andrographis paniculata is the source of this 1167-nucleotide messenger RNA. RefSeq names its product NAC domain-containing protein 2-like. Gene Ontology annotation, molecular function: DNA binding. Lineage: Eukaryota; Viridiplantae; Streptophyta; Magnoliopsida; Lamiales; Acanthaceae. The transcript is spliced from 3 exons. The record is from RefSeq and is a predicted model, not a curated record. Bases 111 to 971 code for a protein of 286 amino acids. Gene Ontology annotation, biological process: regulation of DNA-templated transcription.